Anguilla rostrata (American eel) is the source of this 6778-nucleotide messenger RNA. Its product is annotated as von Willebrand factor A domain-containing protein 5B1-like. NCBI's taxonomy places the organism in Eukaryota, Metazoa, Chordata, Actinopteri, Anguilliformes, Anguillidae. The record is from RefSeq and is a predicted model, not a curated record. Bases 393 to 4106 code for a protein of 1237 amino acids. The transcript has 22 exons.
CAGGACUGUUUCACUGUCAGCGAAAGCUUUUACAAACUCAAAUGACAGCAAGUUACCGGCGAGGCACAUCAAUGCACACUCUGGAUGGAUUGCUUGCUGCUUGUUUUUUGUUUUGGGUUUAAAAUUUUUUUUUUUUUUAUUGCAAACACCUGAGAGUUCCAGCCAUGUUUGCAAGCUGACCACGACAUAAGAAAAAAAAAAAAAUACUGGCCAGAGAGAGAGAGAGAGAGAGAGAGAGAGAGACAGACAGAAAGAGAGAGAGAGAAAAACAUCACCGGGUCAAUCUUUCUCUUUGUAAUUGGAAGCCUGAAAAACAGAAGAAAAAGACUCAAGCUGACUGCUCUGGGAGUCAGAUGAAAGUACUUGAAGGAGGACAGGCUUAAAAAAGCACCAUGCCAGGCCUGAUCAACAAAGGGAAACGGACCGUCCUGCCACUCAGUGUCUCUGACAUCACUUCCUGUGUCAGAGGUUACACCCUGGCUAUGACCGCUUCCAUGACCUACAACAACAUUGAGGACCAUCCCAUUGAAGGAGUCUUCGUUUACCCCCUGGAGGAGUGCUCCACAGUGGUGGGCUUCGAGGCCGUCGUCUCCAGUCAGGUCAUCACCGUUCAGAUCAAAGACAAGGCCAAAAUUGACGACUGCUACUUUGACUGCUGCUCAGUGGCCAACGGUUCGUUAAGGUCUGGCAGUGGUCGCAUUGUGCUGGAUGAAGACUUUGAGCGGACCGUGCUGGUGGUCAACCUGGGGACCAUUCCAGCCCUGGAGACGGUCACCGUGCUGGUCAGCACCUCCUCCGAGCUGACCACCCUCCCAAACGGGGCCGUCAAGGUGACUUCCCCAAAAGUCUGCACCCCAAAAGUCCAGCAGUCCGUCAACGAGGAGCAUGCUUUCUCACCAAAGCCGCCUGGAGUCAAGGACAGGCACCAGUGUGCCCUCGGACCGCACGACCAGACCUCUGCCAACAGCCCGCUGUGCCUGGCCUGGCUGCUGGAGGAAGAAGCCAUAAACUCCAUCGACUACGAGUUCAACUUCCAGCUGGAGAUCCGGGGGCCCUGCCUGCUGGCCGGAGUGGAAAGCCCCACACACGCCAUCCGGGCCGAUGCCGACCCCUCGGCCCGGUCCGCCACCAGCAUCGUCAUCACCCUGGCGGACAAGUACACCUACGACUGCCCCGUGGAGAUCCUCAUCUACCCGAGCGAGCCGUUCAGGCCGCACGUGCUCAUCGAGGACGGCGACAUGACGCCCGAGGAGUACGAGGAACACCUGAAGGGGAAGAGCGAUUACAUCAGAGCGAUGAAGAGGGACCCCAGUGACAGGAAGAAGGUGGAGGUGAUACGCAAGCGGCUGCACAAGGACCUGCUCCACAACCCCGUGGCCAUGCUCAACUUCUGCCCCGACCUGAAGGGCGUGACCUCUGACCUGAGGCGCGCCCAGGGCGAGUUCAUCUUCCUCAUCGACCGCAGCGGGAGCAUGAGCGGCGUCAACAUCGGCCGGGUGAAGGAGGCCAUGUUGGUGAUUCUGAAGAGCCUAGUCCCAGCGUGCCUGUUUAAUAUCGUGGGAUUUGGCUCCACAUUCAAAAGCCUCUUCCCCUCCAGCCAGAGCUAUGGUGAGGAGUCCGUGGGCGUGGCCUGCGAGCACAUCAAGAAGCUCCGAGCCGACAUGGGCGGCACCAACCUCCUGGCGCCCCUCAGCUGGAUCCUGCAGCAGCCCCCGCACCGGGGACACCCCCGGCUUCUGUUCCUGCUCACCGACGGGGCCGUCACCAACACCGGGAGGGUGAUUGAGCUGGUGCGGAGCCACGCCCGCUACACCAGGUGUUACUCUUUCGGGAUUGGUCAGAAUGCCUGCAGGAGACUCCUGAUUGGCCUCUCCACUGUUUCCAAAGGAACCGCUGAGUUUUUGGCAGAGGGCGAGAGACUGCAGCCAAAGAUGAUCAAGUCACUGAAGAAGUCCAUGGCCCCAGUUCUCAGUGACAUCGCCAUCGAAUGGUUGUUUGCUGAAACAAAGGAAGUGUUACUAUCCCCAGUGAGCUCCGCCUACCUGUUUCCUGGAGACCACCUGAUUGGCUACAGUGUGGUCUGCGAUACUGCACGCUACUACCAAAACCCCAAGUCUGACAAGAGGAGACGCUACUGCUUGAUGCGCACAAACGACUCCGCCGGUUCGGUGUUUUACCAGUCCCAAGAGGAGGAAUCUGGGCAAUCGGCUUCUGAGAGCCAAUCAGGACAAAAGGAAGGCCAGGCCACGCCCCUUCAUGACACAUACCAGGAAGUGUUUACGGACAGCAAACGUGGGUCCACAGAGCAGGGCUCCAUGGAUGGCAAGACCUUGACAAGAAGACGGGCGUACAGCACCAACCGGACCGUGGAUUACGGCUCCAUGAAGAGGGUCCCCACUCCCAGUGACUCAAGCUCAGUGACGGGGAAGAACCCGUUUACGCGGGUGGGCGUGUGCAGAACCUUAUCCAGAACCGGAUCUCAGAAGCCAUCUCAUGAAGGAGGAGCUGAUGCCUUGCAGCUGAAUGCCAGUUUGCAGGCUGAGGCCCAGGUGACGGACGUCCAUUUUAGGUCAUCCAUUGACAAAACCUCCGCCAGCGGUUAUGGGGAGCCAGAGGGAUACACCCAUCAGCUUUGCCGACCGGAAAUUCACCCGGAGCCACACCCCACUGACCUGAGCUCAGCCAAUCACGGAGGGCAGACUUGCACGGCAGUGGUCACGGGACUGCUGUGCGGAAAGCCGACGAGGUGGGAGGUGCCGUUCGACCUGGAGCCCUCCAGGAAGUGGAGGGAGCGGGACGAGAGGUUGCAGGAGGACCUGUGGAGCGAGACCUUCCACCACCUGGCGGCACGGUCCAUCAUCCAUGACUUCGAGCAGAUGGCGGAGAGGGAGUGCGAAAUUGAGCAUGGUUCUGGUAGGCGGUACCAGCUUUACGCCACUCACAUCAGCAAAACCUGCAACAUCCUCAGCAAAUAUACUGCGUUCGUGCCCUUAGACCUCGAAGCCAAUGAAUACUUACAGACUGCCAUUGAGUACACUAGGCCUGCAGAGACGCAGAAGCACGGCGGCCAUGUUGGAUCCUGCUCCAGGAGUCUGAAGCACCGGGGGUACUCCAUCGGCCUGGGGCGUUCCCAGUCCGUGUGCACGUCGGACGGAGGCGAAGACCCACCGUCUGCUAAUGCUGAAGAUGGAUUAUCUCCCUGUAGCACUCCCUCAUCUGCAGGAUGGGAACGAAGCAGCUCCCCUGAAGCUCCUCAGAGGACUCCCUCGGUCACCUCAGAGCACUCUCAGAGAUCCACGGAGAGCACCUUCUCUGCCAGGCUGAGUCUGAGCAGGACGCGGCUGCUGACCCGUGCGGCCCGGGGAUUCAUGAGCCGGUCGGCCAGCAAAGCGAGCGAGUCCAUCGGAGAGAGCGACAGCGACAAUACCGACUAUGUUCCCCUGGUAUCUUUGCAGUUAGCCUGUGGGGCCUUUGCCCUGAACAGUGCCCUGUGCGAAGCCAUCAACGUUCCCAUGGAGAAGCUCAAGUGGACCUCCCCCUUCACCAGUCACAGGGUGAGCCUGGCCCACGGGUCCCACUCCAGCGCGCACAAGGCGGAGGGUCAGGAGCCCGAUGGGACGGCCAAGUCUCUGUUCGGGACUCCCCUGAAGGAGGGACAGGGCGUCGCCCUGAACCCCACCGUGCCGUCCAGGUUUCCCAAAUCAGGGGACGAGCCUGCGUCCCUGCCGGCCCCCUUUCACAGCUGCCCCGCAGAGCCCCCGCGCUCGCCCGCCAGCUCGGUGACCGACAGUGGGCGGGGCUCCGAGUCGGAGGCCGCGGAGACUCCGCCCACCCUGCCCAGCCCGGUGGGGUUCCAGGGGCCCGAGGGGAUGGUGUGGGCCACGGCGGUGGCCCUGGCCUGGCUGGAGCACAGCUCGGCGGACUACUUCAUCGAGUGGGAGCUGAUCGCCGCCAAGGCCAGCGGCUGGCUCAGCGCCCAGCCGAUCCCGGAGGGCCGCGACCUGGCCACGGUCAAGACCGCCGCCAACCAGCUCUUCGUCAUCCUCAGACACUGGGACGAGAACCUGCAGCUGAACAUGCUCUGCUACAACCCCGGCAGCGUCUGAGCGAACGCUCGGACGUCCUGGGAAGGCUCUGUCUGUCCUUCCACGGUUUCCAACUGCUGGUUUUGAACGAUGGAAGCACACAUCUGGAUCGCGGAGGAGCUGGCUGGUGGAACGUAUGCUGAAAACAGGGAGACUGCCGCACACUACCAAGCUUCGAUGCAAUAGAUAGAAUAUCUUUAUUUUUUUGGUUUUAAGCCAAACCAACGUACAAAACAAUAAAGAUAUUCUAUGCAUUGAAGCUUGACAGUUUGGCAGUCUCCCUUUUUACCAACUGUUGUUUUAAGAUAUAGUUGUUGGGGGGGUGUCCUAAGAGGGACCAUAUGGUGUACAGUGUUAGCCUUGAUUUAUGUGGAGCUGAAGGCACUUCUGCAUGUUGGGAUGCUGAUGAUAGACUGCUGUAUUGACGUGUAAAAAAACAACAACAACAACUGCUUUGGUCUGAUUCUGAAUUCUGCAGUUUCAAAGACUCAAAUGUGAAUUCUCUAAGGAAUGUAGGCCUACAUCCUGUGAAAAUGAUACAGGGACCUGAAGGGUUUUUAAUUUGAAAGAAGAACAGAUUUCACGCCCUGUAUGAUUGUUCAGUCUGACCUCUGUGACUCACUAGCAAAACCUGCAAUAACGGCAAACCAGUAUCACCACAGAGGCUUUACGUGCUCGGGGGCUGAAGUCGAAAACACGUUAUAAUUCUGGUGGCGUGGGAUAAUUCUGGCGGCGAGGGUCGUAGCCCGAUGUAAAACAGAUUGUUUUUGGAGGUCACUCCGGGAGGUCACAGAGGUCAAACCAUAGCAUUCUGCACCCAUUGCUUCCAGUCCUAUUCUAACCUUUCCACAUUAAACAGAGGAUUCCUAUGUCCAUAGCUGCACCUUGUUCAAUGGAAAAAAAAAAAAAUAGAAUUGGAUGAACAAACUCACAUUACCUGAGCCUCCUGCAUUAUUUAACUGUACAUAAUCAUAGUCCAAGUCUGACAAGGCCUUUGUGCCAACAUAAGGGUAUGUACAGAUAACUGUUACAAACGAGGUUCAUAUUUUCUUUCAUGGUGGUAGUGUUUGAACUGACAUCGCAUCCCCUUCCUUUACAAGUGAUAUUUUGAGUUGUUGUUUGUGACUAAGAUUUCUUUAACCGCAAGUGCCUGUGUAUGCCUUGUUAGUGUUAAAUAGGACCCAAGGACUCCAGGGCUGUCCUGCGAUGUCUUGAAAAUGUAUAUAUUACACCGGUGUAGAGCGACUGUUAUAUUCUGUGACAUAGUCUUUUCUCAGUAGCAGUACUUUCUUUGAAAAUGGUGGACUUGGUUUUUUGAUGUUUUGGCACUGUACAAAAUGAUUUCUUGGUCAAUUACAUCAGUAUUGAAUGUAUGAAAGUUUCUCAAAAAAAAAAACUAUUUUAAUCUGCAUUGAAAAAGCUUUAUGUUAAUAUGAGUACAGGUUGUAUCAAAGACAAAGGAAGAAUUAGUUUGACAUAAUCUGUUCAUGGACAUGUCAGUAGCUCUGAAAAUAACAAUCAAUCACAUCGGGGAUCUGGCAGAUGACAGAGAAACAGAGAUGACAGUGAUUUAGUGUAGCAGCGGGUAGGCAGUCUUAUGUCUGUUUAAUCUGGGGAUGAUUAAAGACGUAGAUUCAAAGGUUUGUCAUUUACCAAAGGCCCCCUUUUAUCAGCAAGGGACCAUCCAGUAAAUAUUAUGUUUGUAUGAAGUGCAUUAUGAGAAAUCUACCGAGGGAAUAUUACACUUUAUGCACACCGUUUUAAAUUACUCUGUCGCACCAGUCUGUCUCUCUGUUCUUCAGAAACCUCUCAAGCAGGUAGUGUCUGUGUUUGCUCUGUGCUUCACGCAUAAAUUGAACCUCCAGUUUAGCAUUUCAAUGGUGUCACUGAAGUGUUUGCGUAUUUUGUGAAGGGUGCCGGUGGUGUUGUUCUCAAAAAUCUCCAAGACCAAUAAUGUGACUGUUGUUGCAUGUAAUAAAGUCUCACCGUGAUGCAAGUCUCAUAAAGCACCCUCAUCUACACAGUUUUGUUUGGUAUGCAAAUCAAGCCAAUCAAGUGUUUAGAUGUGAAACAAACACCAAAAUAUUGAGGACUACGGGAAACGUGUCCAACAGCAACAGUCGACCCACUGCUAUGGGCGAGCCUUAUAAGACCCCUCAGAAUGCUGUUAAACCCCCCCCCCCCCCAUGAGGACACGUUCAAUAAACCCGAUACCAGUUUGGUUGGUCAGUGCUGCACGAAUACAAAUAUUAGUUUAUAAAAAAAUAUGCAAAUAACUUAAAUGUGCCCUGCCCCCUUGACAUUUUGACAUUUGCUGCCCCCAACACUGAGUCACGGCUGACUGAACGUAAGUGACAAAGUCAGCCAUGAUAGUGAAUUGACUUGUUAACUUAUCGUUAUUUGACACGCAAAUUGACUAUUUAAGAAAAGACUAGUGAUUGGCUAGCUGAUAGUUAUUAACUAUGGACCUAUAAUGUCUUUUGAACCAUUGUGUCUUAUAUCUAAUUUAAACUAGCACAACAAAUUGCAUGGUCACUCUAUAUGUGCAUACAGUGCCCUCAAAAAGUAUGGGAAUGGUAAAAUAAAAUUUGUUGGGGUUUUUUCGCUACAUAAUUAAGGCAUUUGGCUGUUUCUGUAAAAUGAUAAAACAUAUAUGCAUGUAAAUAACAUAAAAUAAAAGCUGAUUGUCUGUA